GUUUUCCAACAUCUGGUGCUGUGUGCUCUCUGAGUAAACUGGGGAGUCUUUAGGACCAGGAAGUUUGUGCUGCAAAGGGCAGCUCCUCCUCUCCUCCUCCUCCUCCUCCUCCCACUGAAGGCUGUUUACGAAGAAAGCUGAGCUCCUCUUGACAAAAACAAGAGCUGGGACUCCGGCAGGCAGGAGCAGUGUGUCUGAUGCUCAUUCAGCACAGGCUCUCCGUCCAUUUUGUUCACCCUUUUCUCGGUUUUAUUGCGAAGGUAAAGUCAUAAUCAGGCAGCAUGUUGUCGGUGAAUUCAGCCCGUCAGCUCUGCAAAAUCUUCUUCUCUCUGCACGUUGUGUUCCUGAGCGUGGUGGUCGUGGAGACCAGUGCAUCAAAUGGAAGUCAAAGAGGUAAAAAUCAGAUUGUUAUUUGACUGGUUUUGCAUUUAUUAUUCAGCUGUAAAGGCUGUGCACAGAUGUGAUCGGAUUUAAUAGAAAAAAUCAUCAUGAUUCCUCUGUUUUGUGUGUUUGCACAGUCACUGAUGUUGUUGUGUUGAUCCAUUUUCCAGGUUGUAUGACAUCCAAUGGUGUGGACUAUAGGGGGGAACAACAGAGCUCCUCCUCAGGUCUGACCUGUCUAAACUGGGCAAACUCCUCCAGAGACUAUGAUGUGAACAUUAAUCCUGAUUCACAGACAGGUAAACAGUUUCAACACACUUCACAUGCAGAGUUAAUAUCCAGGAUGAGAUUGUGAAAUGUCUGCUUCACAGAGACAAAGUUAUAAUGCCACAAACAGGCAGGAUAACAAACACAGGGAUGAUAUUUACAGCUCUCAUUGUUGCUCCUGUGUCUCUGAUUUAUCUGUUUAUGCUCAUAAAUGUCUCCUCCUCUGCCAUUUCCUUUCUUUGUGUUCAUGGUGGCCUGUUCAUUGUGGUGUGAUGAAGCUGUGUUAAUGAUUAAUGAAUCCUGUGGUUUAUCCAGACAGCAGGACUGGCACACAUACAGAGCCUUGUCUCUGUUCGCACGAGGCCUCGACAACAGAUGUGGACUUUUAUUUAUUUGUCUAUUUUUUUUCCCUCUAGGUGUGGGAGAUCACAACUACUGCCGAAACCCAGACUCCUCUGAGAGGCCUUGGUGCUACAUUACUGGCCCAGAUGAGACAAUCCAGCGACAAUUCUGCGCAAUUGAGCUAUGCAAAGGUAAUUUUACACAGGACAUUAAAAAAAGGUGCAAAAAAUCUGAACCAGAGCUCACUGAAGAGCCCUCUUGGUGCUACAGGCAGAGACUUUCCACUCUUUAUUUAGUAGCUCUCACAGUUUUUCACUUUCAGCAACAUCUGGAGGAAAAUAUGAGCUCUGAUGUUUGUUUAAAGAGUUUUAAGGUCCUUCUCUGUGGAUCUUUACCUCAACUAAUCUUUGUUUAGGUGGUUUUUGAGAUUUAGAUCAGUGACAUUAAGUUUGCUCAUGUUCUCCUGUGUAAGAGUAUUAGUCUGCAGGUCAGUUGGUCAGGUUUAAGCCACCGUGAGAAGUCUUUUCUACUUUGCUCUUUGUUUCUCUUUUGACUCUCCAGCCCAAGUCAGAGAAAAACAAAGCCUUCCAGUCACAUGGUAGAAAGUUCAGUUUGAAGAAAAGCGUUAACCACACCCCGCAGCAGAGCUCAUUGGUAGAGCGAAACACUCUUCCCUCAGAGACAGCUUUUAAUUGGCCGUCUCAGUUUAUGGCUUCAUGGGCUUUAACUCCAGCAGAGUUCGUAAACAACAACCUGUAUGGUGGGAAUGGAAAAAAAAAAGAUUUACAGAGCAGAUGUUGACUUCUGCCUCUGAACAUUCCUCCCUGUCUAAACAUAGUCCGGCCUGAAGAUGCUGUUUAUGUUUGAUACUGUUUAAAAAGUCCCUCACUUUGAUAUCUUUGAGUGGAUUUAUGUUCUGGGCUUCAUGAGAGCAGAUUUAGGGGUUCUGCUCAGCUGUUUAAGAGGAGAUAUGAAACUAGAUCUUCAGUGUCCAAGAAGAUCAUUACAACAAGUGUUGCCAGGAAAAGGAUCAGUUCAGCAAGAGGUUUUUCUGAUGUGAGUUGAAAAAGUUAUGGAAGUUAAAACAAUCAUUUUGAUAAAAUAUAUUGAUUUUUAUAUAGGUCCCCAAAUAGGAAAGUAUCAUGUAAAAUGUUUGUGGCUAAUUAAAGCUCCUGUAAGGGACUUUAUGGUCGCCAAAUUGAUCAUUUAUUGUAAAUAUUCUAUGUGGAAAUUGUAAAAAGGGGCUGACACCUACCUUUUUACUCAGGUUGGUUUCAGACAUUAAAAAUUAGGAUAUAAAAAUUUUCCAUUUUGUUUCUGAUCGUCUUGUUUGCUCAUGAAAAGGCGUCAAUAUGAGUCUCAGUCUAUUAAACACUCCUCACUGGAGCUUGAAACAAAUUCAUCAACUGACAAAGACCGGCUCUUCGAAUGUCUGACAGAAAUAAAGCAGCUUUGCAGCUUCUUGUUGCUGCACCGUCUAACCCUCUACAGUCUGAGGUAGAAACGACACUUUCUUAGCGGUGCUUUUUCAUCUCUGGUGGUUAAUCCUGGUGUUUUUCUUGUGCCUGUAGAGCAAGCCUCUGCUGCACCAAAUGAGGUCAAAGCCCUGAACCAAACAGGAACCACUCCCUCGAUACCUGCCAAGACAAGAGCGUCUCGGGGGGAAGUUGCUGCAGUGCAGCCGGUGAUGGGAAUCAGCCAGAGAGUGCGCGCGGCACCAAAGAAGAAAAAAGACCUGGGCACCGUCGGUAUGUUGUUGUAGUUUUAACUCUGAAACUGUAAUGUGGAUUUUUUAGAUUUGUUUAUCUCCUGAUUUACCAUCUGUCUUUGUGUCCCACUUUUGCUUCCCAGGCUAUGUAAUUGGUGUCCUCAUGAUGGCCAUAAUCAUCAUCCUGGGAGUAGGAAUCACAUUUGGCUACUUCUAUAAGAGGUCAGUAUCUGAACCGCGGCCAGGUCAGGGAUUAUUAGGUAAAAACUGGCAGAAAUGAAGAGAAAGAAAACAAAGAAGAGUUUUUUUUCUGUUUUCCCUUCUCUAAAAAAAAUAGUUAAUCAGUCGUCAGGUGUUAUAAUAACAUUGUGAACAUUUGUCGACUGUUAUUGGGACACGAGGAUUGAUACUUGAGAGCUGUUCUGCUCCUGGCACACAAUGUUGUUUUUAAGAUACACAGGACAAGUGCCAGUAAGGUUAACUUCACACACAUGACGCCUGUCACCUGAUUUCAGUACAUCAGCUGCUGUUCACACCGCCUGGCCUCACUCUCUGAUGAUGCCACACGAACGCAAUGCGACCACUCUGAAACCUUUAUCAGGACAGCCUUGAAAGAAGUCGGGGAGGACCGUGGCGGGACGUGAAACGCCUGCGGUCUAUUUUGAGCGUCUUUAUUUGAUAUUCUUGAAAGUGAAGGGAGGGAGGAGGGGGUUCGGUUUUGCUUUUAGAGACUCUCACAUUGCCGCAGUUACGCGAUAUCCAAAAUAAGGAAAAGGAGCGACUUUGACUCCAUUCAGCACAUCACAUCCUCAAGGAUCUGUGUGGGGAUUUCAGAUCUGAUUAGCAGUGCGCGGUUUUUGUUGUCUAUUUUUAGCCGCAUAUUAUGUCGGGGUUAAUACUCUCCUUAGCUUACACUGUGAUGCGAUAUUAAAGCGGUAAACACAUUUAUCACUCCGGUACGAUCCAGUCACCUCUUUAACCUGCCAAAAGCUGCUGUAAAGCACUAUUUGACAAUAUUUAAAUGAAGCUCACUCCAGUUACAGUCAGGAUGUUCAGCCAAAGUGGUAGUACUGCAUACAGAGGAUCGGAUCACCUCCUUACAGAACAGACCCCAUACCAACCAACCAGUGGGAGUACUGCUGAGGACACUGUUACCACGCUGAUACAGACUUCAGCGAAGGGCUUGGUGGGAAUGCCCCAAUAAACACGCCGUUACAUAACGUUGAAAAUAAACCUCAUAUAUCAGAGUGAUGUAUCUUACACUGGAAGCUGGAGCCAACAACAGUGAGGCUAGUUUAACACAAAUACUGGAAACAGGAGGAAACAGCUAGACUGGGGUCAGAGUAAAAUGCCAAAGUUGUCUCUGAAAAAAGAUAUUAUUUAAUCCUGAGCUAGAUAUGCUACCUGCUGGUUCUUCAUGCAUAAAAACAAGAGUAUUAUCAACAUGUAGACUCCAAAAUAAAGCAUCUUGAAACGUAAAAAAAAGCACAAUUGUAACCCAGGAUAAAUACUCAAAGCGACAGAUUGUAGAGCAGCGUUGCACAAUAUGCUGCACUGAAGCAGGAGGUGAGUGAGUGUUUUGACUCCAAAUAUAUUCCCUCGUUUUGGCUCCUGAUCAGUGGAAAGCAACCUCGUGCCGUGUUGUCCCAUCUCUCCGUGUUGCCCCGGAGUAGAUAAACUCUUGGCUAGUUCUGCGCUCCGUUUCACCAUCUGUCACUUGUGUACGCUGUAGUCCAGGCACUUAUUUUAGUAGGCUCUGUUUUGUUAUCUGAGGCUCUUUAUCUUGUUCUGUGAGAUAGAGUAGCUUCCAGAAAUAGGGCUGCAAAGGGAGUUAGCUACAAGGCUACUGGAGGCAUGACUCUUACUGCUGUUUUUUCUUUACAACAGUGAUUGUUAAAUAACAUUUUGCACAACACAAAUGUGAGAGGCUGCAAACAUCAUUAUCCACACAAGAGUUUAGUCUUACGUGAACUUUAAUUUUGUUAGUGUGAUUUCUGCAUGAACUUGUUCUGUGGUUCUCAACUGGUCUCACUCUGGGACCCACAUGUUCCCAAGGUCCUUAAGUCAUGACCCACUUUUAUAGAAUUCAAACCAAGUAAUUUUUUUUGUUCUAUAUAAAAAAAAACUUUAAAGUAGGCCUGGGCGAUUUGGCAAAAAAAAAAAAUGAUCAUGAUAUAUUUUGUCAUAUCGUCCGAUCUUGAUUAAUAUCAUGAUUUUUUUCUGAACUGCCAGUUCGAAAGUAUCUGUGCUAAAAACUAAAGAAACUCAAGAUUAGUUCGACAUUUUAUUAACAUACACAAUAAAUAACAAAGUAAAAUAAAUAGGAUAAACUUAGAAAAAUAUAUAAUAAUAUACAUUUUAACUCAACAAUACAACAAAUGUAGAUAAUACUAAAUAAUACGGCUAAACUGCUAAUGCUACUUGUGCCGUCAGCAGUGACAGGCUCGGGAUCACUCAGGAAGUAUUUCUUUAAAUCUGAUCUGUUGUGUUGCAAGUUUUUAAGGCACCGACCGCUGACAUACCUUACACAUCGGCUUAAUUACUCAACAUCACUUUGGAGAUACCUGAACCACCGCCGCACAACCGACGUUGAACAACUUCUCAACAAUAACAUCUUCGGAGGACGACUCAAAGUCACGGCUGACAUCUAUUUUGCUGUCCUCAGCUCUGCGUUUAGCUCCACGAUCAUUGAUCACGAUAUUAUAAUCACCCGGUCCAAGACUCAAAUCUUUAACAUAAAUCCUCCGUUUAAUGGAGUUAAGUGCAUUUCAGAGCACAUGAAGGCACAGAAAAUAUCAAAAAUCAAAUAAAAAUUAAAUUAUUAUUAAAUUAAAUAUUUACUUUUUUUCGACCAGCUGUUCACGACCCAUCCAGAAUGUGUCCACGACCCACUUUUGGGUCGGGACCCACCAGUUGAGAACCACCAAACUUGUCCUUGCUCCAGAUCUUUAACAUCACUACUGUCUUGUGUUUUUCUUCAGGGGGCGGGACAUAAAGAAGCAGCACGAACAGCGAGUGUACGAGCGUGAGAUGCAGAGGAUCACCUUACCUUUGUCUGCGUUCUCCAACCCCACCUGCGAGCUGGUGGAUGAAAACACCAUCGUCAUCACGGCGGAGCACGAGGUGACCCCCGCCCAGGAGAGCGUGGAUGGCGGGGACCCCCUCAUGGGUCAACAAGCUGGAACCCCAGGAGCGUGAGCAGACAGGAUGUCCUCCAACUGGACUGUGAGAACAUUACUUUGUGGACCAAAACACUCCGAUCUACGUUUCUCCGCUCUGUUUUUGAAGGAGUGGAGGGAACAGUGUUGACUCCAAAGACUUGAACUGAGUGCUGUGUUAGUCGUGUCUCCAUUUCUUUUCCUUUACAGCAAAGACGCAAAGAAGAUAAGCUAACACAACUGUCUCGAUUAAAGACCUCUGAGGUAAUUACGAGGUCUUUAAGAUUUACAUUUUGAUCACCAAGAGGACAGAAUCAAACGGAGGUGUGUGUGUCUUCAUCUCGAGAUGGAGUUUCAGAAAAAGGGACACAGCUGAUAACUCUUUUGUUGAUUAGUGUGAUCAUGUGGAGAAGCGCCCCCUACAGGAGGUGUCAGUUACAUUGUUAUCAUUAGUUUGAGAUAUUUUUUUGUGUAUUGACCCGCUGGCUGUGCCGAGGAAGACGCUGAGAAAACGUAUCCAAAAAUAGUCACCUCCUCUGAACCGGGAAAAAAAGGAACAUGAGGUAAAAAAGGCCCACUGAGGAAAAGAGAAACUGCCUUAGCAUGAUACUUCUGAAUGUAUUUGUGUCUCUUUACGAUCUUUCUCUUUGUACUCAACUUAAGGGCCAAUGCGGAUGCAGAGCAUGACUGAUAUCUUUGGUAAUCGACGUCAAAGAGGACUUGCCCUUUUCUUCCACAGGUUAAGGAGUGACAGGAAAUUUAACAAGAGUGCUCUCAGGAAGCUUGAGAGACAGUAGUUAGUCUUCAGGAUUAAAAACAAAAAAAGCACUGCCACAACACAAAGCAGACAGGACGGCGGCUGAUGUCCUGUCUUUUUGCGGUGCAGCACUGUGAGUGAGCGAGUGAUGAAACCUGGUGUCUAAUAGAUUAGAGUCAAACCGUUGAGAUAUGCACUUGAUGCUUCAGGAAUGGAGUAGAAUAGAAACAGUCCAAAGUUUGGUGAUCAUCCAGAAAACAAUCACAAAAAAAAGACAUAAAUGCAUGUACAUGGUUACCUGCUGUAUGUUUGAAUUCAGGGGCCAAUUUUUGUAAAACUACUGAUCGAUGACAUUUUAAGAAAACCUGCCUGAAAACAGAAACCGUCACACACGUCAGAGUUUGUUUCAUUUUACACGUGAUGCACCUUUACUUCACUGUGUGUUUGUUUCUCACUUCAGAUGAUCCCGUUUGUUUGUUUGUUUGUAGUUGGAUCAAAAAUCACUGUUCACCUUUGGUUCUCGCUGAGCAUCUGCGCGCUGGUUGUGAACAUUAGUUUCUCCACAUAAGCAACGUGUUCUUAAAGUGUAUAUUGUUAAGCAUUUGAAUAAAGUGUGUGUAUUUGUAUGAAUGCAGAUUUUCACUGCUGGGACUGAAAUAAAAAUCUUCAAACACAA
Messenger RNA from Xyrichtys novacula (pearly razorfish), 7289 nucleotides. NCBI's taxonomy places the organism in Eukaryota, Metazoa, Chordata, Actinopteri, Labriformes, Labridae. The record is from the annotation of a GenBank genome assembly.